CUGUUUCAGGGCAAUGCUGCCGGUGUGACGUAUAAUCUAAUGGACGGGACGCUUCUUCAAACAACAACAGCGAGUUAUUCACCUCCGUAGCUUUCGAGCACCUCGGUAUCUUACUAGACAACAUAGACGAUAAAAUUGCAGAUCUUUAAAUGCUUUCGUUGUAAAUUAGCCACUGUGUUUUAAACACACUUGUCGUAUCUAUUAGCUAGUUACACCAUUGAAUGUAAUAUUUACGUUGUUGUUAGCUAGCUAGCUAGCUGGGUAAAUUAGAAGUAGUUCUAGUCUUGUCACUAACUAACUAACUAGCUAGCUGUCUAGCUAACAUCCCAACCAUGAGCUCACCAAACGACUCCCCACCUUCUGAAGAGGGGGUCUGCUGGACGGAGAAAGAAGCUCUGGGGCUGAACAUUGUCGUGAAAGAGGAGAAGGAAGAAGAGGAUGUCACAGUAAAAACAGAGGUUGAGGCUGUUACAGUGAAAGAAGAAGAGAAAGAGGUUAAAUUGACACAAGAUGAAGACGCGUUCAGAGUGAAAGAGGAGGAGGAUGUCACAGUAAAAGAAGAGGAGGAGGAUGCCGUUUUUGGAUUGGGGGAGGUGACUGUCACAUUGGAAGAAGAGGAGAAAGGAGAUCUGAUUAACAACAGAGAGAGACCAGACUCUCGCUCUGAGAGACGAAAGAAGAGUCCUUCAGGUGAACCAGACCCAGAGACGCCCAAACCAGUGAGACGACACCACUGCUCCCAGUGUAAUUUGAGUUUUAAGUGGUUAUGGAAGCUGAAACAGCAUGAGAGGACACACACAGGAGAGAAGCCACACCACUGCUCCCAGUGUGGAAAGAGUUUUACCCUGUUAGGGAACCUGAAAAAGCAUAAAGGAAUACACACAGGAGAAAAGCCUUUCCAAUGUUCCCAGUGUGGAAAGAGAUUUUCACGAUCACAGCACCUAAAAUCACAUGAGAGGACACACACAGGGGAGAAGCCACACCACUGCUCCCAGUGUGGAAAGAGUUUUACCCAGUUGGGGAGCCUGAAAAAGCAUAAAGGAAUACACACAGGAGAAAAACCUUUCCAAUGUUCCCAGUGUGGAAAGAAAUUUUCAGGAUUGCAUCACCUAAAAUCACACGAGAGGACACACACAGGGGAGAAGCCACACCAUUGUGCCCUGUGUGGAAAGGAUUUUACCCAGUUAGGGAACCUAAAAAAACAUCAGAUGAAACACACAGGAGAAAAGCCUUUCCAAUGUUCCCAGUGUGGGAAAAGAUUUUCACGGUCACAGGAACUAAAAUCACAUGAGAUGACACACACUGGGGAGAAACCACACCACUGCUCCCAGUGUGGGAAAAGUUUUACCCAGUUAGGGACCCUGAACAAACAUAAGAGAAUACACUCAGGAGAAAAGCCUUACCACUGCUCCCAGUGUGGAAAGAGUUUUACCCAGUUAGGGAACCUGAACAACCAUAAUGUAAUACACACAGAAGAAAAGCCGUUCCAAUGUUCCCACUGUGGAAAGAGAUUUUCACGAUCACAGGACCUAAAAUCACACGAAAGGACACACACGGGGGAGAAGCCACACCACUGCACCCAUUGUGGAAUGCGUUUUACCCAGUUAGGAAGCCUGAACAAACAUAAGAAGAGAAUACACUCUGGAGAGAAAUCUUAACAUACUUUCCUGGACAGAGGACCUGAAAUCACAUGACAGAAUAGAGAGGCUGUGUACUGACGUAUGUUUUUUUUAUUUUUAUUAAAUGUUAAUAUGAAAAAUAUGAUUUUGGAUAUUUUAAAAUUACAAUUAUUAAAUAGAUUAGUAGAAUGUGCAUUUCUUGAUUUUUAACCUAGAAAUGUUAUGAAUUUAGUAAGAAGCAUUUUAUCAAAGCAACAUAUCUUUUAAUAUAAAUCUCAAUAUCUAGUGAACGUUCAUUAUAUACAUCUACAUGAUGUAUUGUUACACCAUGUAGGAGCAGUAUAGACCUAGUCUGUUCAUUAUAUACAUCUGUGUAUUGUUACUUGUAGGAGCAGUAUAGGCCUAGAUGCUUAUUUUGAAAUAUUGUGAUAUUUUCUGUUUAUUUGACUGAAUUAAUCAGAAAUUGCCUAAAUACAGAUGUGUAGUAGAUGUAAAGUUUGUUUUCAAUUGUCACUCAUAAAAAUAUUUCACUAAUCAAUCAA
Molecule: messenger RNA, 2161 nt
Organism: Oncorhynchus mykiss (rainbow trout)
Lineage: Eukaryota; Metazoa; Chordata; Actinopteri; Salmoniformes; Salmonidae
Source: RefSeq, a predicted model, not a curated record